Oncorhynchus gorbuscha (pink salmon) is the source of this 4735-nucleotide messenger RNA. RefSeq names its product interleukin-1 receptor accessory protein-like 1. Lineage: Eukaryota; Metazoa; Chordata; Actinopteri; Salmoniformes; Salmonidae. Bases 953 to 3103 code for a protein of 716 amino acids. Gene Ontology annotation, biological process: signal transduction; negative regulation of exocytosis. The transcript has 12 exons. The record is from RefSeq and is a predicted model, not a curated record.
AAAAUAGUAUCUCACUCUCUCUCCGUCUCUCGAUCUCACUCUCUCUCUCACCGCGGGUGAAUGGCACACCACGUGGCCCUCUUGCGCUAUCGAGUGUAAUUAUAACACAUUGGCUUUGGGCUUUAAAAUUACAAGCCUGCCCACGGAUUGUUUCAUCUUCUUCUUAAAAUAAUUUACCCCUUCAAAUCCGUGAGUAGGCCUUUAGUUAAGACAGAAUGCAGGUGUUGAACGGGAGGCAUAAUCCGUGUGGAAGGCACUAGGACCGGGGAGAGUUCCCUCUCAGGAGCGCAGGCUAUGAGCAUCGCAUCCACAUAGCGGGGCUGUGGAGGAAACCCCCCCAUCGGAUCUGGCAAUACAGGAUACUUGCGAUUAUAUCCAUACAUGUAUUUUCCAGUCUGUGGCGUGGUGCGGUUUAGCGGAGUGCACAGUCCUGCGUUUGGGAUGGUUGGGCACACUCCAGAGAAUUCCUGAUCGAACCUCUUGGCAAAAGCGAGCAGGCAGAUUUAGGGGGGAGUUCAGUAGGCUACGCUCUUCCAUUGCCCCCGGUUCGUUUUGUAAAUGCCAUAUUUGUUGCCUUUUAUUUUGUAGUUGGUCAUAAUAAUUUCAUUUUUUUUUUACUAUAGAAACCCCCUUUUCUUCGAUCUCUCAGUCUCUCACCUAAAUGCACGUCUGUUUAUUGAGUGAGCUUGGCACUUCUUCAUCUGUCUGAGAACAGAAACAAGAUCCACAUCUUUCUCUUUGGAUUAAACUUCCGUUUAAACCGCCGCGGCUAUCGUCCGAAUGGGUGAUCUGCUUGAAAUACAGUUCUUCAGUGGCACCCUGACACUCCAUGGAAACAUGUUCUCUCUGGCUGAUCCCCGUCGCUGUGAUGUCCAAAGCUUUCCCCACUGACUGACGGACGCUCGUGGAUCAUUUUGUAAAGCGAUUUGAAGGCUGUUAGGUCAAGGGGAAAAUGAGGCCUCCUAGCCCUCUCCUGAUCCUGCUGUAUGUCACCCUGUCCCGCGCCAUGAAGACAGUCUCCAAGAGAGGCUCAGUUGACCUCUGUACAGACUGGUCAGUGGAUUACCUGAAGUACCGUGUGCUGCAGGGAGAGCCGGUGAGGCUGAAGUGUGCCCUGUUCUACGGCUACAUCCGGGCCAACUACAGCCAGGCUCAGAGCGUGGGCCUCAGCCUCAUGUGGUACCGCAGCACUGGCCUGGGCCACGGAGACUUCGAGGAGCCCAUCUCCUUCAACGGCGUGCGCAUGAGCAAGGAGGAGGACGCCAUCUGGUUCAGACCGGCCGACCUGCAGGACGUGGGCCUCUACUCCUGCGUGCUACGGAAUUCAACCUACUGUAUGAAGGUGUCCAUGUCUCUCCACGUGGCUGAGAACGACACAGACCUCUGCUACAACUCUGACAUGAGACAUAUGGAGAAGGCCGAACUCAGCAAGAGCAAAGACAUCACCUGUCCAGACAUAGAGGACUACAUAGAACCUGGGAAAGACCCUCAUAUCAUCUGGUUUAAGGAGUGUCGUCCUAAGCAGUGGCGGGCCUCCAUCCUCCAGAGAAGAGACUCUCUGUCCAUCAGAGAGGUCAAAGAGGACGACAUCGGCAACUACACCUGUGAGGUCACCUUCGGGGCCUUCGUGGUACACAGGACCACUGAGCUCACCGUCACAGCUCCUCUGACUGACAAGCCACCAAAGAUCCUUUAUCCUUCUGAGAACAAGAUCAGCAACAUGGAGCUGCAGCUAGGAAGUGCCCUGAACCUGACGUGCAGAGCUUUCUUCGGCUACGCAGGGGACGCCAGUCCGCUAAUCUAUUGGAUGAAGGGAGAGAAGUUCAUUGAGGACCUGGAUGAGGAGAGAAUCGAAGAGAGCGAAAUCAAGGUGGUCCGGGAGCACCUGGGGGAACAGGAAGUGGCCAUCUCCUUAACGAUCCCCUUGGUGGAGGAGGGGGACCUGGGAAACUACUCCUGCUACGUAGAGAACGGCAACGGGAGACGGCAGGCCAGCAUCCAACUCUCCAAAAGAGCAGAGCUGAUGUACACGGUAGAGUUGGCUGGUGGUUUGGGAGCCAUCCUGCUGCUGCUGCUCUUCCUCAUCUCUGUGUAUAAGUGUUAUAAGAUUGAGCUCAUGCUCUUCUACAGGAGACACUUCGGCAGCGACGACCUGGAUGGAGAUAAUAAGGACUAUGAUGCGUACCUGUCCUACACUAAAGUAGACCCUGACCAGUGGAGUCAGGAGACCAAGGAGGAGGAGCGCUUUGCCCUGGAGAUCCUCCCUGACGUCCUGGAGAAACACUACGGAUACAAACUCUUCAUCCCAGACAGAGACCUCAUCCCCACGGGAAGUCUGGCCAAUGAGCUUUACCAGGAUGACACAAGACUUCUUAGAGCCUACAUCGAAGACGUGGCGCGCUGUGUGGACCAAUCCAAGCGCCUCAUCAUCGUCAUGACGCCCAACUACGUGGUGCGGCGGGGGUGGAGCAUCUUCGAGCUGGAGACACGCCUCCGCAACAUGCUGGUCACCGGGGAGAUCAAGGUGAUUCUGAUCGAGUGUGCCGAGCUGCGUGGCAUCAUGAACUACCAAGAGGUGGAGGCCCUCAAACACACCAUCAAGACCCUCACCGUCAUCAAGUGGCAUGGCCCCAAGAGCAACAAGCUCAGCUCCAAGUUCUGGAAGCAGCUGCAGUAUGAGAUGCCCUUCCGCCGCACCGAGCCAAUGCUGAGCCACGAGCCAGCGCUGGAUGUCAGCGAGCAGGGCCCCUUCGGCGAGCUCCAGACCGUCUCCGCCAUCUCCAUGGCAGCCGCCACCUCCACCGCCAUGGCCACGGCGCACCCGGAGCUCCGCUCGUCCUUCCACAACUCGUACCACACCACCAUGCGGCAGAAACACUACUACCGCAGCUACGAGUACGACCUGCCGCCGGGGGGCACGCUACCGCCGCUGUCAUCUCUAGGCAACCAGCACACCUACUGUAACAUCCCGCUGACGCUGCUGAACGGACAGAGGCCGCCGGCGGGGAAGAGCCGCGAGCACAGUCUGGAGGAGGAGCACACUAACCACGCCAUGCUGCCGCUGUUGCCCAGGGAGACCAGCAUCUCCAGCGUCAUCUGGUGACCGGGACAGGAUAGAACCAUGCGACACUAGUGGUUUGGUCUGGCCUGGUUUGGGAUGGAUCACUUUGGAUUGGUUUGGUGGCGUAGUCACGCUUCUAUGAGCCAGUUCUGAUUGGCUACUGUAGCUAUAGCUGAGAGAUUGUGACAAGUUUGGGUUGGAAUGGACCCCUGUCAACAGGCAAGACAGGGUCAAGGCAGGUUUGGAUUUAACGUGGCCCUCAUGUACACAGAGGAGAAGUUCUUCACCCGAGGAUUAAAGAUUCAGACUGACAACAACAAACUGUUUGACCAAGAGACAACAGAGUUUGAUCAAAAUGAACUCGUGAAUACAAAAUUAAAGAACCCACACACUUUGGCACUUGUGCACUUGCACACACACUUGCACACACACACACAUACACUCACACACAUACACUCACACACACACACACACACACACAUACACUCACACACACACACACACACACUAAAGGAAAACAGGGUCUUGUACAUAUAUUUCCAAUGUAUUUGUAGCAUCAGUGUCUUCCUGUUUUUUGUUCAUAUGUUGUUUUUUAUUCAAUCGUGUGUGUUGCCUUCUCUACUUUAAGACUUUGCUUUAACUUGUCACACAGAUAUAUAUAUUUCUAUUUUUUCUGUUUUUUCUUUGUUAAAAAUGUUUUUUUUUUGUGUUUUUUUUAUAUGCUUAUGAAGAAAGCCAGUAUGUCAUGUAUCUGCGCUGUUGUGUUUUUUUAUCUUGACUUUGUGUAGUUUAAGAUAUAUAUUAUUUUAUUUUACACUUUUGGGGAAUUGCUUGGACAUUGCAACGUUUUACUUCAAGGAGCAACAUCUUAUUUUUGUUGACCUGUAUAAGGUGUAUAUCUAAUUUUAAAAACACUUUAAAAAAUCAUAGAAUAUGCAAAAAGAAGGAGGGGCUACCGGUGAUGUUGAUGUAACUUCCUGUGGGCCAGAGGAAGGGGAGAAGUUAGGGAGUCAUGCUAGUCUUCUCCAGUCAGCCCGCCGGUCAGUCAGAGUUUCAUAUUUUCUAUAAAAACAAACAGCCUUGCUGUUUUAGCGUGAUAGUGAAAUGCCUCACCUUAAAAAUAAAUCUGUAGAUUAUUUUAAAAAUAAGUAUAUUUUUAUAACAAAAAGAGUUUGCUUGAGAAGUCAUACUUAUUUACGUUUCAUCUGACAUUUAGGGAGAGGUAUGCAGUGUGUGUAAUGCAGGUUUUGUACACUACUUUGCUAUAUGGGUCAUGGUUUGUUAAGACAACAAGAUGGAUUUUGAGUCCCUCAUGAAAAUAUUCUUAGAUUCAAAAAGUGAAUGCAUUUUCAAUGUUUUGGUUGAGUUGUUUAAGUAUUCUUUCCAUCCUGAGAGUACUUUGUUUUUAAUCCAUAGGAUAGGUCAUGUUUAAAGAAAGAAGAAGCAUAAGUCUGUGCUUUGGAAUACGUUUUUUAAUUAUAUUUGAAGGUGUAAUUUCUGAGUAUGCAUAGCAAAUAGAUAUGUAUUCUAUAUAUGAUAUAGAUAUUUAUAUAAAUAUAUAUAUAUAUAUAAACACGAUUUUCACUUGGAAAGAAAUGUCUAUCUUUAUAGAAACACAAUCAUACUUAUCAGUUGCCCUUACUUUCUCACUGCACAUUAAAAAUGUUGAUCUCC